UGGAUUCAAAAAAGCUUUCCUACCCCCGCGACUUGCAGCUGAGGGAUGCUCGCCUGCUGCUUAUUAAUUGCCGCUGGUGCCGCGGCGGUGGUGACUUUGGUGGGUGGCUUUGACGCCCAUCUUCGAGGCCCGAGUUUCCUCAUCGAGCCCCAGUCAAGAAUUGAAUUCUCAAACUCAAGUGGUGCCUGGCUCGACUGCGCAGCGUCCGGAAGCCCGCUACCAAACAUCGAUUGGGUUACAGCCGACGGACUUCCCGCCAGUGACGUUCCCGGCGUCCGGAGGGUACUCAGGAAUGGCACCCUCGUUCUACUUCCGUUUCCGGCUGCGGCCUACAGGCAAGAUGUACACAGCACCGCCUAUAGAUGUGUCGCCAGCAACACCGUCGGAAGAGUCUUGACCCGAGACGUUCAGGUCAGGGCUGUUGUCGCCCAGGCCUACAAGGUAGACGUCGAAGUAAUGGGCGGUGCUUCAAGAGGAUGUACAGCUGUUCUACGCUGCGUUAUCCCGAGCUUUGUCAAGGACUUGGUUCGCGUUGUCUCCUGGCUCCAGGAACCCUCCUUCUAUAUCUACCCUUCGCUACAAGGAGAUGGGAAAUUCCACUUACUACCGACUGGUGAACUCUUGGUUCACGGCCUCGAAUUCAGCGAUCAAUUUCUUCGCUACAGAUGCCGGACCAUGCAUCGACUCACACGACAAGUCGUCGUCAGCUCCGUGGCCAACGUCAGGAUGGCGGAUCACAGAGGCGUGGUGCCUCCGGUGAUUUUGGAACAUUCGGGGAUCGUCCACGUGGCGCAGGACGAAUCCGCCUCUUUAGUUUGCGUGGCGCAGGCCUGCCCAUCCCCUGAGUACAGAUGGUUUUCCCAAACCGGAGGAGAACCGAUGCUUGUACUGCCUGGUCCCCGGACCCGGAUUUUGGGUCCAGUUUUGGCGAUCGAAGCGGUGACUGCAGAGGACAGCGGAGUGUACAGAUGUUCAGCAGCGAAUCCCGGAGGCGAGGCGAGCGCGGAACUUAGACUGACGGUGACUGCUCCGCUCCACGUUGAAGUCACUCCUCCACUGCUGAGCGUUCACCUCGGUGGAAACGCCGAGUUUCGGUGCGUCGUUGGCACUCAUCCCCUGGGUGGUCAGCACUUUGUUACGUGGUACAAAGACGGCAGACAACUUCCAGGCACAGGCAGACUAUCCGAAGUGCUUCAACUCAACGGUAUUGGUCGGGAAGACAGAGGGAUGUACCAAUGUGUCGUGAGGAGGUCCGAAGGUGACACCGCUCAGGCCACUGCGGAGCUUCAAUUGGGCGACGCUCCACCGGUGCUGCUGUAUUCAUUUAUCGAGCAGACAUUGCAGCCUGGACCAGCCGUAUCACUGAAAUGUUCGGCAGCAGGAAAUCCGACACCUCAAGUAGCCUGGGCCUUGGAUGGGUUUCCGCUACCAACAAACGGAAGGUCCGUAAUUGGACAGUACGUCACCGUUCACGGAGACGUGAUAUCCCACGUGAACAUAAGUCACGUCAUGGUUGAAGAUGGUGGUGAAUAUUCCUGCACAGCCGAAAACCGAGCCGGCAAAUCAACUCAUGCAGCCCGACUCAACGUAUACGGUCUUCCCUACAUUCGCAUGAUCCCGAAGGUGACCGCGGUCGCUGGUGAAAGUCUUCGGCUCAAGUGUCCCGUCGCCGGAUAUCCGAUCGAGGAAAUCAAGUGGGAACGCGGAGGACGAGAGCUUCCCGAUGAUCUAAGACAGAAGGUGCUUCUCGAUGGGACCCUCAUCGUUUCCACCGUCCAGAAACAGGGCGACUCUGGUGUCUACACCUGCUCGGCCAGGAACAAACAAGGACACAGUGCACGGAGGUCCGGAGAAGUCGCAGUCAUCGUUCCCCCAAAAAUUAGCCCAUUCACCGCCGACCGUGACCUCCAUCUGGGAGAACGAAUGACCCUGACUUGCUCUGUGACGAGAGGCGAUCUGCCGCUAUCAAUCUCCUGGCUCAAAGACGGGCGUUCGAUGGGUCCCUCGGAACGAGUCACCGUGACCAAUGUGAACCAGUUCAAUAGCGUACUGACGAUUGAAAGUUUAUCUCCAGAUCAUAAUGGCAACUACUCCUGCGUGGUCAGGAAUUUGGCCGCCGAAGUGUCGCGCACUCAGCGACUUGUGGUUCAUGUACCCCCUAUAAUUGAGCCAUUUACCUUCCAAGAGGGACUCUCUGAGGGGAUGCGCACGCGGACGGUGUGCGGGGUCGCGGCGGGUGAUCCUCCCCUGACCAUAUCCUGGCUGAAGGACGGCCAAAAUCCCUUCCACCUACCCCCAAAGCUCGCAUCCGCCGCCAAUGUUUCCCAACUCGAUCCCUAUUCCAGUCUCCUAAGUAUCUCGAGUCUUUCGGCCGAGCAUUCCGGCGACUAUACCUGCGUCGCCGCGAACCCCGCCGCCGAGGUCAGGUACACGGCCAAGCUACAGGUAAAAGUUCCUCCUCGAUGGAUAGUCGAGCCGACCGAUAUGAGCGUCGAGCGAAACAAGCAUGUCGCCCUCCACUGUCAGGCCCAGGGCGUCCCGACGCCUACCAUCGUCUGGAAAAAAGCCACGGGAAGUAAAUCCGGAGAGUACGAAGAGCUGCGUGAGAGAAUGUACACGAAACUUUUAACGAACGGUACAUUAUUGCUACAGCAUGUAAAGGAAGACCGAGAGGGUUUUUAUCUCUGUCAAGCGAGCAACGGUAUUGGUACCGGAAUUGGGAAGGUGGUUCAGCUCAAGGUGAACUCCUCUCCGUACUUUGCGGCACCCUCUCGUCUGGUCACGAUAAAGAAGGGCGACACCGCGACGCUGCACUGCGAAGUCCACGGCGAUAAACCGGUCACUGUCACUUGGUUGAAGGGUGGAAAGGUCGAGCUCAAUCCAUCGACGAAUUAUCGCGUCACUGUGAAGCAAGAGAUAACUCCGGAUGGCGUCGUGGCUCAGCUUCAAAUCGCUUCAGCCGAAGCUUCGGACAAUGGAGCUUACUUUUGUCAAGCCAGCAAUCUUUUUGGACGCGAUCAGCAACUGGUUCAGCUUCUGAUUCAAGAACCUCCUCAACCACCCAACGCCAUCGAAACUGCGAUGGUCGCCAGCAGAAGUAUCAAUGUGAAAUGGCAGCACAAGGCUCAGGACACUGGUGAAGUCACGAAGUAUAUACUUCAGUACAAAGAAGGAGAAGGAGGAGUUUGGCAGCAGCAGGAACUGUCCGGACCUCCGUUGCCCUAUGCAGCCCUUAUUGACGAUCUGAAGCCUGCGACUCGCUACUACAUUCGCGUUAUCGCCGAAGGACCUGCGGGGCGAUCUGCCCCGUCCUCAGAUCUGGUAGUGAGAACGGAACCCCAGAGGCCAGCGGGUCCUCCAAUCAACCUGGCCGCCAGGCCCGUAUCUGCCACCGAAAUCCUCGUCACCUGGGGACCACCGAUACCGGAACUCAGGCACGGAGAUAUUCAGAGCUUCAAUAUUGGCUACAGAGAAACCAGCUCGGGUAACCCGGCCUACAACUUCACCCCGGUUUCCGGCGAUGGGGAAGAAGGAGGGGGUGAACUUCAUUUGACUGGAUUGAGGGCAUACACACGUUACACUUUGGUAGCCCAGGCCGUCAACCAAGUUGGCUCAGGUCCGUUGUCAGAGCCACUGACCACCCAGACGCUGGAAGAUGUGCCCAGCAUGCCACCGGAAGACGUUCGCUGCGCUGCCCUCUCAUCCCAGUCGUUACAAGUCUCAUGGCAGCCACCCCCCAGCUCUCACUCGAACGGAAUCGUUCAGGGGUACAAAUUGUACUACGAGCCAGUCAUGGAGGAGACUUGGCGAGGAGUUGACGAAAUGGAGGUUCGAAAAACGAGCGCUUUGACAACGGUUUUGACCAGUUUAAGACGCUACGCAAAUUACAGCAUGCACGUGCUCGCCUACACGAGGAUAGGCGAUGGCGUUGCGUCUCCGAUGACUUAUUGUCACACCGAAGAAGAUGCCCCCGGGAGCCCUGCGGACAUAAAAGUGGUUGUAAGCUCGCCGCAAGCUCUUUUCAUAUCGUGGUUACCGCCCUUGGAGCCAAACGGAGUGAUCACUAAGUACAAUUUAUACACCAGGGUGGUGAACGGUCGUGAGGAACUUAACCAUGGUAAGAAGCCACUCUCCGCAGCGGACACUUUUUUCGAGGCAACGGACCUCGAGCAGCACGUCGAAUACCAGUUUUGGGUGACGGCGAGCACCAGAGUGGGCGAGGGUCAGAGUUCAAGAGUAGCUGCUCAAGUGCCUUCGAACCGAGUGCCGGCCCGCAUCACGUCAUUUGGCGGUCACGUCGUCAAGCCGUGGAGAGGAUCAGCCACUCUGGACUGCAACGCGGUUGGCGACCCUAGACGAGAGUGGCUCAAGGGUGUCGAGCAGAUUUACCCCGGUGCUAAUCACAACAUCCAGAUACUUCAGACCGGCGAAUUGGUCCUGUCAAGCUUACAGACGCAAGAAAGUGGCAACUACACUUGUCAAGUCGAAAAUGCCCAAGGCAGCGAUCGUCUGCAGUACAUACUCACUGUCCAAGUUCCACCCAGCACGCCGGUACUCUACGUGACGAGCUCAACGUCCAGCAGCAUACUGCUUCACUGGAAGCCAGGAAACACAGGUGGAGCCCCACUGACCGGAUACACCCUUCACUAUCGUAGAACUCACGGGAAUCUCGACGAGCUCCAACUUUCCCGUCGAGCCACUAGCUACGAGCUCAAAGGUCUUCUGUGCGGAAACGCGUACCAUCUCUAUCUGACAUCUCACAACAAACUGGGCAGCAGCCCAGCCUCUCCGACUCUUUCGGUUCGGACUCAGGGCCAACCGCCAGGCAUUCCAAGAGCAGACGCUUUUCUGGCACCGAAUUCCACCACUUUAGCUCUUCGUCUUCACGUCUGGCCCGAUAACGGCUGCCCGAUUUCUUACUUCGUUAUUCAGUACAGACCGAUCAGCGAGUUCCAUUGGACGUUGGUCUCUAACAGCGUUAAGAUGCAUCGGAGAUUCGUCAUACCUAAUCUCUCGCCCAGUUCGGUCUACCAGCUGAAGGUCGAGGCCUAUAACGUCGCUGGUAGCAGUCAGGCCGAGUUCACUUUCGUCACUCUCACUAAAGACGGGGAACCACCGCCGCCAGAGCUCUCCAAACGAGGCAUCAUCCCGAUCCCUUUUUAUGCCGAUCUCAAGGUCAUGUUGCCACUGAUCGUCGCUACGGUUGCCCUUCUCGCAGCCGCUGCAACGAUCGCUUUUUGCUGGAGGAACAGAUACUUGGGGGACGGAGUCCAGAGACCCAUGAAGGAGACUCAAGAGAAUCAGCAAAACGCUGAGGCCCAACGAGAACGUUACUACGCAACAAUUCACAAAGUCGCCCUACAACAAGCGGCGAACACGGCAGGAGGACCUGACAAGAUCCCAGAGACAGCGGAGGACAUCUCGCCGUACGCUACGUUCCAGCUGUCGGAAGGUGGCGGGGCAAACCUGGGCGGCCUGGGCGGUGCCGCCGAAGCAUCAGCGGCCGGACUUCACCCCAACAACACCCUACUUCACAGCUUCAUGUACCACGAGCACGCGAUGACAGAGGGAUGCGCCAGUCCUCCGCCUGCAGCGUAUCAGUACUUGAAGAGUAUGAAGAGUGUAUCGUCGAGGAGACGCCAACAGAGGAAGCAGCAAGCACCGGGCGAUGUGGAGAGCGACGAAAGCGAGUCUGACCCAGACCAGCUGACCAGCUCAAGAACCGAGUCGUCGAAUCAGCUGGAUGCCGGAAAGCUCAAGCACAUUCGGGCUGUUUCAGACUUCAUCUACCACGGAACGUCGAGCACCUCGUCGGAUAUUUCACCAAUGUCCGAACAGAAGUCGCUUCCUCGAAGAGGAAGAUCUAGGUGGCACGUCCCCAGCAGAAGUUCGCUUCGCACCUUGUUACCGCCGAUGUCGAUCGCCGAGACGGCCUUCACCGGUGGUCAUACACCAAACGAACGUAGUGAACGUCCAGAAUUAAGUGAAGCCGAAUGCGACAUUGAUUCUUUGAAAAAACUCAAGCUCGGCCUCCGAAGCUCGUUGUGGUCCAGACCCGGCGCACAAAACAAUCCUUCGUCUGAUUACUCUAUUGCAGUUUAAAGUAUCGACAUAUCAACCAUUUCCGAUAUUUAUCUAUAUAACAACUUGGUAAUCGCAUACCGUCGCUAUUUCAAACUCAUUUCGAACUCACCGAAUAAUGGCACGUUUCAAAUCCGUGCGGAUAUACUCUGUGAGCUCA
This is a messenger RNA of Diprion similis, 6241 nucleotides long. RefSeq names its product Down syndrome cell adhesion molecule-like protein Dscam2 (gene Dscam2). NCBI's taxonomy places the organism in Eukaryota, Metazoa, Arthropoda, Insecta, Hymenoptera, Diprionidae. Gene Ontology annotation, molecular function: protein binding. Gene Ontology annotation, biological process: axon guidance; cell-cell adhesion. The record is from RefSeq and is a predicted model, not a curated record. Gene Ontology annotation, cellular component: plasma membrane. The transcript is spliced from 32 exons. Bases 46 to 6102 code for a protein of 2018 amino acids.